Babesia bovis T2Bo is the source of this 967-nucleotide messenger RNA. RefSeq names its product ribosomal protein L2 family protein. The transcript has 2 exons. The record is from RefSeq and is a predicted model, not a curated record. The coding region runs from base 145 to 918 and encodes 257 amino acids. Gene Ontology annotation, cellular component: cytosolic large ribosomal subunit; ribosome. Gene Ontology annotation, molecular function: structural constituent of ribosome; RNA binding. NCBI's taxonomy places the organism in Eukaryota, Apicomplexa, Aconoidasida, Piroplasmida, Babesiidae. Gene Ontology annotation, biological process: cytoplasmic translation.
ACGAGGUGUUAGGACUAUCGUAACGCCUACAAAAGGGCGUACAACAUAUAACAGUCCGGCAUCUGCAGGGAUACGGCACAGCGUCGCCGCCCUCCACAUAGCUUCAUAACGCCGGUACCAUAUAUUCACCGAUAAAUUGCCAAAAUGGGUCGUAUCAUCAGAGGUCAGCGUAAGGGUCGUGGAUCCAUUUUCAAAUCUCACGUCCACUUGCGUAAGGGUCCCGCUAAGCUCCGCAGGUUCGACUACGCGGAGAACCACGGCUACAUCCGUGGUGUUGUCAAGGACAUCAUCCACGACUCUGGAAGGGGUGCUCCUUUGGCACAGAUCCACUUCAGGAAUGCCUACAAGUACCGCACUGACAAGGAGCAGGUCGUCGCCGUUGAGGGCAUGUACACGGGUCAAUAUGUAUACUUUGGUCGUGAAUCACGCCUCAACAUUGGUAACUGCAUGCCGGUAGGAAAGAUGCCGGAGGGUACUGUCAUUUCCAGUUUGGAGGAGAAACGUGGUGACCGUGGUCGUUUGGCGAAGGCAUCUGGUACCUACGCCACUAUCAUCGGUCACUCUGAUGACGGAAAGAUGACUAGGGUGAGGUUGCCAUCAGGUGCCCGUAAGAGCGUUGAGUCCAACUCACGUGCUAUCAUUGGCCUCGUAGCUGGUGGUGGUCGUAUUGACAAGCCUUUACUCAAGGCCGGUACCGCAUACUUCAAGUACAAGGCUAAGCGCAACUGCUGGCCACGCGUGCGUGGUGUUACCAUGAACCCUGUGGACCACCCUCACGGUGGUGGUAACCAUCAGCACAUCGGUAAACCCAGUACGGUAUCACGUGGUGCUCCACCAGGACAGAAGGUUGGUCUUAUCGCUGCCCGCAGGACCGGUCUUCUGCGUGGUGGUAAGAAGAAGUUCAAGAACGAAUCUUAAACAGCUUGAGCUUAAUAUCAUGUUUAUACAACAAAGUAGCCAUGGCGUG